Messenger RNA from Chanos chanos (milkfish), 1028 nucleotides. RefSeq names its product glutathione S-transferase A. Bases 140 to 814 code for a protein of 224 amino acids. Gene Ontology annotation, cellular component: mitochondrion. Gene Ontology annotation, biological process: L-phenylalanine catabolic process; glutathione metabolic process. Gene Ontology annotation, molecular function: maleylacetoacetate isomerase activity; glutathione transferase activity. The record is from RefSeq and is a predicted model, not a curated record. The transcript is spliced from 6 exons. Lineage: Eukaryota; Metazoa; Chordata; Actinopteri; Gonorynchiformes; Chanidae.
UGGACGUGGUGGGUAAUAAACCAUUGUUACUUUCAGCCUAUAUAAUCGCAGUGGACACAGCAGCUAUUCGGAGUAAAACGUAGAGCAGUUCAUUUACGUUGCAGAUCGCACGGACUCAGUUUCCCCACUUCGCGUAGCAAUGGCUAAGACCAUACGAUUGCUUUGGGGGUCUGGAUCGCCGCCAUGUUGGCGAGUUAUGAUCGCUUUGGAGGAAAAAAAUAUUAGAGAAUACGAUAAGAAGCUGCUCUCUUUUGAUAAGAAGGAGCACAAGGCAAAAGAGACACUGGACAUUAAUCCCAGAGGAGAGCUCCCUGCUUUCAGACACGGAGACAAUGUCGUGAAUGAGUCUAUCGCAGCCUGCUUGUACCUGGAAAGUCAGUUCAAAUCUAAUGGACCCAGCCUGAUCCCAGAGAGUGCAGAAGAACAGGCCUUGAUGUACCAGCGUUCAAUUGAAAUUCUCAACGUGCAGCAGAAAACAGUUGAUGUUCUCACAUACAAUGAGCGUGUGCCAGAGGCAGAGAGACAUGAUUCGGCUGUGAAGAGAGAAAGGGAGGCUUUAAGCACGGAACUGAAGCUUUGGGAAAGUUACAUGCAUAAGGUUGGACCGUACAUGGCUGGAAAGAGCUUUUCCUUGGCAGAUGUUGUUGUUUUCCCAACAAUUGCCCUUACUUUUCGUCUUGGGUUAUCCCAUGAGAAAUAUCCCAAACUUGCUAAGUAUUAUAACCUGAUGAAGGAACGCCCUAGUGUUAAAGCCACCUGGCCCCCACACUGGCUAGAGAACCCAAAGGGCUCAGACGUGUUUAAGGAUCUGUGAAGAGACAAGGUUUUGUGUUUGGAUCUGAGACACACCAGUACUGAAGACUGAUCUGGUCUGAUGGACCGCUGAAUCUACACGCUUUUGUUUUGCACUUAACCUUCUGUAACAAGACAAUAUUUUUACUUAAUUAAGUAUAUUGGAUUAGUGCAUUGCUUUUUUUUAAAAAGUCAUUGUUUAUUGAGCUUUAGACUGCAAUAAAAGUUGGCAAAUA